CCCACGACCCAAACAUUUUCUCGACCUCGGGAACCUCCAGGACUAGCAUUUUCUCUCUCAGUCUCAGUAUCAGACUCACCGUCCGUCACUGUGCCUCUCUCCCUCCCCCUGAAACCCUCUUCUAUCUCUACAAUGUCGAAGCUCGUACAUCUACUGGGCUUCGUAACCCUAAACGUAUUCCUUCUUCCAUUUCUCUGCAAGUCCUUCUCUCCCGAAACGCCCACCGAUCGCCGAGUCCUGGUUUUGCUCGACGACCUCGCCAUUCAAUCCUCUCACUCUUUGUUCUUCAAGUCCCUCCAAUCCCGCGGAUUCGACCUAGAUUUUAAGCUCGCUUAUGAUCCAAAGAUCAGUUUACAGAGAUACGGACAAUAUCUAUACGAUGCAUUAAUUCUCUUUUCUCCCACAAUCGAAGGAUUUGGAGGAUCCAUUGAUCAGGCUGCCAUAUUAGAUUUUGUCGAUUCGGGACAUGAUUUGAUUAUCGGAGCGGAUGCUAAUGCUUCUGAUCUAAUUCGAGAAAUUGCUACUGAGUGUGGAGUUGAUUUUGAUGAGGACUCGAAUGCUCUGGUCAUUGAUCACACCAGCUAUGCGGUUUCAGACACUGAAGGAGACCAUACAUUAAUUGCCAGUGACGAUUUUAUCAAUUCUAAUGUGAUCUUAGGAAGCAAGAAAAUUGAGGCUCCUGUUCUUUUCCAGGGUAUUGGUCAUACCAUAAAUCCUACCAGUAGCCUGGUGCUGAAAGUUCUCUCAGCUUCACCUUCAGCAUAUUCUGCCAAUCCAAAGUCGAAGCUGUCAUCUCCUCCAUCACUCACUGGAUCUGCUAUAUCUUUAGUCUCAAUUGUGCAGGCAAGGAACAAUGCUCGGGUUUUGAUCUCUGGUUCUUUAAGCAUAUUCAGCAAUCGAUUUUUCAGGUCUGGAGUGCAGAAGGCUGGGAGUGCUAUUAAACAUGAGAAAUCUGGUAACGAGCAAUUUUUGACUGAACUUAGCAAAUGGGUUUUCCAUGAAAGAGGUCAUCUCAAGGCAGUGAAUGUAAGACACCACAAAGUUGGGGAAGCAGAUGAACCUGCAGUAUACCGGAUUAAUGAUGACUUGGAAUAUUCGAUCGAUAUCUAUGAAUGGUCUGGAACAAGUUGGGAACCAUAUGUUGCUGAUGAUGUUCAACUGCAGUUUUACAUGAUGAGCCCCUAUGUUUUGAAGACAUUAUCAACUGACCAGAAGGGUCAUUAUUUCACAUCAUUUAAAGUUCCAGAUGUUUAUGGGGUUUUCCAGUUCAAGGUUGAGUAUAACAGGCUUGGUUACACUAGUUUAUCUUUAUCAAAGCAGAUUCCUGUCCGGCCAUUUAGACACAAUGAAUAUGAAAGAUUUAUACCAGCGGCUUAUCCCUAUUAUGGAGCUGCAUUCUCUAUGAUGGCAGGCUUCUUUGUAUUCACAGCUAUCUACUUGUACAACAAGUAAGAACUGGAAGAUGGAACCCAUUUAGAGAUUUUUUGGUAGGUUUGAGAUCUUAGGUGAUAAAUUUUGAUUAGGCAACGACAUUAUGCGAAAUGUUAUUUAAUUUUAUAAAUGCAUUUAAAACUUCAAAUAGUUGUAACAAAUGCUGCCGUUUCUUGUUUUAAAUUUGGAAACUUAUUUGGCUAAGCUAUGGAAAUAGAUAACUUCAAAAAUCCUUAUAAUUUUGAGUA
Molecule: messenger RNA, 1679 nt
Organism: Ziziphus jujuba (common jujube)
Lineage: Eukaryota; Viridiplantae; Streptophyta; Magnoliopsida; Rosales; Rhamnaceae
Product: dolichyl-diphosphooligosaccharide--protein glycosyltransferase 48 kDa subunit
Exons: 13
Coding region: 133-1452 (439 amino acids)
Cellular component (GO): oligosaccharyltransferase complex; endoplasmic reticulum membrane
Source: RefSeq, a predicted model, not a curated record